Messenger RNA from Entamoeba invadens IP1, 2253 nucleotides. Its product is annotated as exocyst complex component, putative. Gene Ontology annotation, cellular component: cytoplasm; exocyst. Gene Ontology annotation, biological process: Golgi to plasma membrane transport; exocytosis. The record is from RefSeq and is a predicted model, not a curated record. NCBI's taxonomy places the organism in Eukaryota, Evosea, Mastigamoebida, Endamoebidae. The transcript has 3 exons. The coding region runs from base 1 to 2253 and encodes 750 amino acids.
AUGUCGAACCCAAAAGACCCGGUGAAUUUAAAGGAAGUUGAACGGCGUCUAAUGGACACAAACAUCUUUUUGCAGUCGACCUUUGACCCUGAAAUCUUUGUAGAUUCGUUGCUUUCUGAUCAGAGUGACUAUUCUAUUGCAAAAGGAAUUGAGACGUUUGACAUCGACCCAUUUCUGUCUUUACUGAACCUGAGCAAGUCACGGAUCGACAAUCAGUUUCUUGCGUAUAAAAAGUCUGUUGAGGAAUUUCAAGAGCAGUGUCUUUUGGAAGAACAGAACCACGUUGCGUCUGUCACUGCGUGUCGAAAGAAGUUUGAUAAAGCACUGACACAAUUCAAAGAAACGGAGAACGGCGUUUCUGAGUUAUCGACGGAAGUCAUGCAAGCGGGUGAGAGACUUCAAGACCUUGCGACUGAAGCGUCCCGAGGGAAACAGGCUUCUUUGAUAUUAGAGAUGUUUCGAACAUUGAAUGGGGAUAAGAACUUUGAUCCAGUGAUGUACAAGAAGCGCAGAGAAGAACUUGAUGAAGAUGAUGAUGAUGCGGAAGUCAAUUUUGUUAUUCGUGUGAAGAAGUUGAAGAGUUUGAGUAAGGAGUUGAAGAGUCCCGAAAGUGUUUUGGGGAGAAAGAACGUCGAGACAUUAUUUGAAUUUUUAGAACGCGACUAUUUAAAGAACUUUAAGACGGCAAUGGCUGAGAAGAAUUUGAUUACCAUGAAAGACAAUGCAGAGAUGUUAUAUUAUUUGAAUGGUGGAGAUACAUGUGUUGAUGAGUAUAUCGAAAGUAAUGAAUUUUUGAAUGAUGAAGUUGCGAUCCACAAGGAAGAGGCGUUGGCUGAGUCUGAUAUUGAAAUCAAUAAAACUGUCGUAGCGAUCAACAGUCAAGUCCUUGCGGCCUUCUUGAAGACGUUACUUGCACAGAUACAAAAAGAGAAACAGCGAAUUGAAAAGAUUUUUGUUCAAAAAGAUGUUGUAUUGGCGCGAUAUGUUCAGAAAAUUGUCGAAGUCCGUGUCACCGGCUUUUUAAGUGGGUAUCUCUACAAAGGGUUAGACACGGACCCUGAUUUCAAUUGGAAAUAUCUCUUUUUACUCUAUGAUUCGUACACGCAAAUGUCCAACUUCUUUAAUAAAACACUCACGUCAUCAGGAAUGAAUGCCGUCUUUUUGAGUGAUUUAGUAGAGAACGUCUUUAAUGAAGAUAAGACUUCGAAUUAUAAUCCAACAGAGACUGAAUACAUCGCCUCUGUGUUUAAAGCACAUAAAGACAAAUACACUGCAAAGAAGAAGACGGUGAAAGCGGACAGUUCAACAAAAGUGGUGAUGAGUGGGUUUGGGGAGUUAAUUGACCCGAAAGAAGUGAAGUUGAUUUGCGACCAACUCUCGUUUGGGAUGGUGCGUGCACAGACAUUAAGUGUACCUGAAGAUUUUGAUGGACUGACAACACAACUUUUUACGUAUUUGAUUCAGUGGAUGGAUGAAGUGUUGAAGGAUGUUGUCGACAAAAUGGAGUACCAGACGUCGAAGCAGAGUGUCAACCCAAAGAAUGUCGAAAACUUUUUGAAGGGAUAUCUUCAGCUCUUAACGAAUGUGACCACAUCAGUCCGAUCAGUUCAAGUGAUGUUUGAGAAAUCGAUCACCCCCUGUUUCAAGUAUUCAAUACAAAAGUUACAAGGGUACACCGACACGUUUAAAGGACGUAUAGAAAACUUGGAGAGUGGGAUUUCCGAGAGUUUGAGUGAACUUGGGAAGUGGCUUGUUGGGAACUGUGAGAAGAUCCUGAAUUAUAAAAAUGAGUUUAAAUUGAAAGACGAGAAUGAUGAUACUUGGGUGACUGCGGGAUGUUCACAGAUCUGUAAAGAGACGUGUCGAUUCAUUCAAAUGAUAGUCGUCGCAUUCGAAAAAGGAUUGACUGGGAGUAACAAGAGAAACUUUUUAGUGACAUUUGCAAAUGGGUUGCACGGGCAGUUCAUUAAAAUCAUCAAAAAACUGAAGAUCACCCCUAUCAGUGGGGGGUUCUUAUUUAUGUACGAUGUCUCUGCAAUUGUUGACACCGUCAGAAGACUUUCAUUCCCUGUUACUGUACGACCUAUGUUUGAAAACUUGUCGUCGUUGUUUAAAAUCUUUUGUAUACCAAAGAGUCAAGUACUUGAUAUAACUACAGCCAUAAUGAAAGACGGCGGCUUUAUGGGAAUAGAUCCAAAUGAAGUGCUCAAAUGUAGAACCGACUACUCUAAAGAGAUGCAUGUUGCGUUCUGA